Oncorhynchus keta (chum salmon) is the source of this 2020-nucleotide messenger RNA. RefSeq names its product TSC22 domain family protein 4-like. The transcript has 6 exons. The record is from RefSeq and is a predicted model, not a curated record. NCBI's taxonomy places the organism in Eukaryota, Metazoa, Chordata, Actinopteri, Salmoniformes, Salmonidae. Bases 716 to 1426 code for a protein of 236 amino acids.
CCGGGUUUAUAAAAGUUGUCAACAGUUUGCUAAAUAGAAAAACAUGUAGCUAGAUACUGAGACCAGAACCGUUCUUUUAUAGCUGAAUGAGAAAACUACCCGUCUUUUUCCAGCAGAGACAGAGAGACGGGGGAAGGAGUGACUGAAGACAGACGGCGCCGCUGCGGAAAGCAGAAGUAGUUAGUUACAGUAGUUAACUAGCGAGCCAGAAUGUUUAGCUACUGUAGCUAGUUAGGUAACUUGUAUUGUGAUAAGUAUAAGUACCAGGCCAGCUAAAAACGGGCUGGUGUGUGUAAUAAGUCCAGCCUGCUCUCCCUCUCCGCGGCUACACUACUGAUGCCGGUCUCGGCCGGGGAUCCAUGGAAGAGCUGCUAGCACAGGACGGAACAAGGAACGGGACUGCAACCGAGGCUCACCCCUCUGCCCAUCUCUCUGGUCCAACGGGAUAUUAAUUACCGUGGGGUGAGCCUGGAAACGGGAGUUACGGCCGACCGACCGAGCGGCGAUGGGGUCAGAAGUACUUUUCCAACUUUUUCUACAACUUUUAUGAAAAGUCUUAUAAUAAAGUUGAGAUUUAUUUAUACCUACAUCAAACUGGUUAAGGUUAUACAGUGUGUUUGUCCGGCAGUGAUGAGAUACCAUCUCUAGAUGUUCGACAGACACGGUUGGAACUCCUGGAACCCGCAACAGAAUCCGGGUAGAGAUCCAGGACAAGAUGAGUGGGGGGAAGAAGAGGAGUGGCUUCCAGAUUACUAGUGUGACAUCAGACUACACGCAGAGCUCUGGGGAAGCCCCACCCAAUGUUCAGGCCUCUAGCCAAUCAAAUCCCUCCCUUCAGUCCUCCAGCCAAUCCACUGAUUCCUCCCAGCCUGGCCUCUCCCACCAGCAGGGAAGUUUCUCCCAGCCGACGACUCCCCUCUCUCUGAGGAAAUCCAACUCGCAAGAUGCUGUGGGGCAGGGGUCCAGGUUUCGAGUUGUCAGAUUGGGCCAGGGCCAUGGAGGACCCUAUUGCCGGGGGCGGUGGACCUGUACGGACUUUUUGGAACGAGAGGAAGGGGUGGGGCCUAGAUGGGUGAUGGACAGUAUGAGACACGCCCACUCCCUGGAGUCCCUGGAGGGGAUUGGUCUACAGGGGGCUGGGGGAGGGGCUGGAGGCGAGCUGCUGGGGCACGUGCGCACUCUCAGGACAGGACACCUUGUUCACUCUCAGGAUACCUCCCACUUGCUGGCCCAGCCAAUAGGGUCAGAUGGGGAGGGGUUUGGAGGGCUGAAGCCUCUCCUCCACAGCGACCCGCCCAACCCCACACACCUGGAAAGAUUCAACUUGCGAGUGGUCGACUCCAUGCCCCCCUGCCCAGCCCCCGCCCACGGAACAUCCCACCCCCUCUACGCCUGGAUGUGGACGCUACCGGGAGGUCUCUUUUGAGAGUGUCUCAUUCCCAGCCCAGCUCCCCUGGGCCCCCCCUACAGGGUAGAGAUGGUACUUUCCUACCCAGUCUGAUUCCCAUCCAGACUUCUUCGGCCUGGUCCAUGUUCAGCUCCGGGGAGGCUGUCCAUCUGCCAGGGGACGACAGGGAGGGAGAGAAUCCCGUCCCAGACCAUGACGGACCCUCCACCUCCAAAUCGAUCCCGCUCCAGAGUACAGGCCUCGGCGUAACGCUCAUUCCUUCAACGAUAAACGUGAAUCCAACCAUCACACCUGUGGGUCGAGCAGCAGCAUGAUCGCAAUCGACAACAAGAUAGAGCAAGCCAUGGACCUUGUAAAGACCCACCUGAUGCUGGCGGUCAGAGAGGAAGUGGAGUUGCUAUGGGAACAGAUUAAAGAACUAUCAGAAAGGAACGCCCAGCUGGAGAGAGAGAACUAUAUCCUGAGAACUCUGAGAGACAGAGACUGACACAGCAACAAAAUGUUACACUCCUCUCAUGAUCGUUGUUUAAAUUAGUAAUACCUGUAACAUAACUGAUGAGUGAUUCUGUCCAACGGCAGAAAACAAUAAUAAAUAACUGUGACUAAAGAGUA